ACUAUUUUUGAGCCAAAAAACGUCUAUUUUUAAGGCUUUUAAAGGGAUGCUUUCAAUAAACGACCGAGUUUUUGUAGGUAAAACACUUGGAACGGUACGUUAUAUAGGACAAACAGAUUUUUCUACGGGAGAAUGGAUAGGAGUAGAAUUGGAUAAGCCUACAGGGAAAAAUGAUGGAUCGGUUAAAGGCGUAAAGUACUUUGAAUGUAAAGAGAAUUAUGGGGUUUUUGUCCGAGUUUCGGCGGUGAAAAAGGCGGAACUGGGGGAGAAAGAGAGGGUAGAUGAAGAUGUAAAUGAAUGUAAAGAAUCGAAGCGUAGUGGUUGUAUAGCGUUAUCAAAGAGAAAUAUUUUUCAGUCCCCAGAAGGCCUGGGGACUGCGUCACGAAUACCGUAUAUACAGUCAUUAACAGGGCAGCAAAAAAUAAUAUACACAAAAGUGCCAUUUAAAGAGAGUAUUUCACCAUGUAAGAAUAAGGGAAAUGAUGUGGUGAGUGAGGAAUUGGAAGGAGAGAUAAAAACAGGAAGUCGAAUUUGUAGGCCUAUAAUAGGAUAUAAGAUAUUUGAAGAAGGGAAAGAUAAUACAGAGAAUAAUGGAGAAGAAGGGAGUAGAAGUGAGGAGAGUAUUUUAGGAGGGGAAUUGAUAUCAUUUGAGGGGUUAAAAGAGCCAUAUCAGGAUUUAUAUAAAAAAAAAGAAGAAGGAGGUAUGAUAGAAGAAAUGAGGAGGGAAUUAAAAGUUUUGGAAAAAAAAAGAAUGGAAGAUAGGGAUAGGUUGAAAUUUCUAGAAGAUCAAUUGCAAGAAAAAGAAUCGAUAGAAAAGAGCAGAAAUAGGCUUCAGAAUAAAAUUUUGUCAUUACAGGAUGAAAUACGAGAUUUGAAAUUAUCAUUAAGAAAUAUGGAAAAUGAGAAAGCAGAAAUUGAAAUAAAAUUUAUUGAAGUUUCAGAAAUGUUAGAAGUAACGACGCUUGAUAAGGAGAUAGCAGAACAAAGGGUAGAUAUAUUGGAAUCUGAAUUUAGUGCGUUUAAAAAUGAAAUGCAAAAUAAUUUAGAUAAAAGAUCAGAGGAUAUUUCGAAAAAAGAAGAGGAUGAAUUGAAUGAAGAUGAUUUAGAGGAGCAAAAUAAAGUUUUAAAGGAGGCACUUAUUAAAUUGCAUACUAUGACGAAUAAUCAAGAAAUAGAAUUUAAAAAUACGAUUAAACAUCAUCAAUUAGAAAUUGAGAGUCUUAAGAAAUAUAAAGUGCAAUAUGAAUCUUUGAAAGAGAAACUUCAAGAAACAGAAAAUUUAGUUGAUGAUCUUAGACAACAGGUAGAUAUUAGCUCUACAGCAGAAGAAAUGUUGGAAGAGUUAACGGAAAAGAAUCUUUAUUUGAAAGAAAAGAUUGAACAAAUGAAUAUAACUAUUCAAGACUUGGAAUCUUUAAAAGAACUUAAUGAUGAGUUAGAAGAAAAUCAUUUAGAAAACGAAAGACAAAUGAGAGAAGAAUUAGAAUAUAAAGAUUCUAUUUUGAUGGAGAAUACGAAUAAAAUAACGCAAUUGAAAGAAAUCAAUUCAGAAUAUGAAUUAGUUAUUUUAAGAUUUAAGGAAUUGGUAGGAAAUCUACAACGUGAUCUUGAGAAUUUAAGACUUGAAAAUCAAAAUGCAAAAAUGGAAAGUACAGAAUUGAAUAUUAGAUCUAAGGAAAUUAUGGACUUGAACUUGAAAUUAAAAUCAUCUUCAGUUAAAUCUCAGGCUACGAAAAUAGAAUAUGAACUUAAAAAACUUGAAGGUUUAGAGGCAAUUGAAAAAUUUAAAAUUGCACAAUUUUUCCUUCCAGAAUCCUAUUCUUGUGAGAAUAGUUCAAUUAUGGUAUAUUUUAAAUGUAGAAGAAUUGCUAUGAAAUCACUUCUUUUACAUGAUAUUAUUAAAGAAAAAAUAUCAUACAACAUAUCUAUUAAUAAUAUAUUAGAAAUUGAUUCAUUAUUAGAAGCAAUGGAGAUAAAUAGGAAUCUAGUACUUUUAAACACAAUUGCUAGACGCUUUACUGAUUUCAUGAAUAUAUGUACCUUAUUAGAGUUUGAUGAGAUUUCUUCUUCAUUUUCUAAGUUGGAUAUUUUGGAAAAUAUGUUAGAUACAGAAAUAAAUAUUUUAAAAAAGAACGAAUAUUGUAAAAAAGAGUUUCUUGGAGUUUUAAAAGAGGCUGUUUUAAUAUUUAAUAAUUUGUCUGGUGUAUAUAUAAAAUCAUAUGAUGGAGAAUUGAUAUCAAAGAUUGAAUCUGAAUUGUUUCUUUCUCUUAGUUAUGUUGAGAACUUUUUAAAAGAAGAAUCAAUACUUCGAAAUUUAUUUGAAUCUGAUUAUAUGAAACAGAUAAUUGGGGAAAAUAGUGAAUCUAUUUUAAUAUUAAUUAAACAAUUGGAGACGUUUUCUUCCAAGGUUGAAGAAAUUAGAGUUAUAAUAAAUAAACUUUUCAAAAUAAUAGAUUAUAUGAAAGAGAAUUCAUUAUCAUUGAAAGAAACCAUUGUUUCUGAAUUUUUUGAUCUUAAGGAUAUGGCAAAUUUUCUUUAUAAUGAAAUGAAAAAGAACCUGGAAUAUUUCAAUGAAUUAUUAAGCAAACAUUUAGAAGGUAUUGGUGUAUGUUUUUCUGAAAAAGAUAUAUUAUUGGAUUUAAAUCUUGAUAAUAUUUCUGAAAAAAUAUCAUCUUUUACUUUUAUUUUGUUAAAAUUGGAGAAGAAUAUUCAUUAUCCAGAAAAUUCAUUUCAAAUUUUUCAAAAUACUUCUCCUUGGAUAUUACAUUCAAAUGAAAUCAAAUCAAUCUUAGAGAAAAAUAAUGAAGCAGAAAAAAAGCUUAAUAUACUCCAAGAUAGAAUUAAUCAAUAUAUUAUUGAUAUACGACUUAAGGAUAAAAUAAUAGAGGAAGUCAAUAUUAAGACAGAGCUUUUGAAUAAAAGAACUGAUGAUUUAAAACGAAAUUCAGAAACUAUAAAAAUGCUUGAAAAAUCUUUAAAUGAUGCUUUAUUAAAAGAAAAACAAUACAUUGAAACUGUAAAAAGUCUUAAUAAGAAAACUAAAUCUAUGGAAAAGAUUAUAAAUAAUUUUAAAAGCACUAGACAUGUUUCUGAUAUCAAUUCUUUGGAAGAAAGUAUUGUUAAUAGUCAAAUAUUUCAAAAUAAAUUACAGGAAUUCUCUAAUGAAGCUGAAUUUUCUAAUAAUUCUAUCUUAUAUUUGAGGGAAGAAAUUAAACUUUUAUCAAUCAAUAAAAUGAUUUUGGAUAAUUCUUGGUUAUCUGAACCAUUAUUUAAAACAAAUGAUGAAUUUUCAAAAAAGAGGGAAAAAAGGGCAGCUGAAAUUAGAUUUUUACUUAAAUCUCUUAGGACAUUUUCCUCUAAAACAAGUGUUAUUAAACUAUCUUUCCAAAAACAAAAUGGUUGGAUAUCAGAGACUAAAAGACCUCGUUAUAAACAUUUUAAACAACAAGAGGAAUAUGUUUCUUUAUGUGCUAAGAGGGAUUCAUUGGUUUCUAUUCGUGAUUUUACCUUUCGAAAACCUAUUUGUCGUUCAACUACAACUCCAUUGGUUCAUUGUACUCUUCAAAUACCUUCUUAUAUGUUUAACAAUAUUCAACAAAAUGAUCUUUUAUUACAAAAUAUUGAAAUUAAUCAUUUUAAAGAAUUAGAACGUAUUCAUCAUUCAAUUCUCAAACCACUUCGAAUUAGCUAACACUUCAAUCAAUAUUUAAAUCACUUUUUCACUAUAUUAUAUUAU
Molecule: messenger RNA, 3736 nt
Organism: Pneumocystis carinii B80
Lineage: Eukaryota; Fungi; Ascomycota; Pneumocystomycetes; Pneumocystales; Pneumocystaceae
Exons: 16
Coding region: 47-3691 (1214 amino acids)
Biological process (GO): cytoplasmic microtubule organization
Cellular component (GO): microtubule plus-end; cytoplasm; nucleus
Molecular function (GO): microtubule plus-end binding
Source: RefSeq, a predicted model, not a curated record